CAUUCUGCAGACAAACAAAGAGCAAGAUGGUUGAUCAAAUCGGCUUAUCUGAAGCUCUCAAGAAUUUCAUGCCGUUUCUAUACGUACGAAGGCUUUCUGAUAGAGCUACGUUGCCUAAAAGAAUGUUUCCUCAUUCUGCUGGUUAUGAUCUUUUCAGUGCAACAGAUACCAAAGUGCCAGCCAGAGGCAAGGCAAGGAUUUCUACAGAUUUGAGCAUUGACAUUCCUCCAGGAGCCUACGGUCGUAUUGCUGCACGGUCGAGCCUGGCAUGGGAUCAUUCGAUUGAAGUUGGAGGUGGUGUUGUAGAUGCUGACAAGAAUCCAGUUUUUGUGAUCUUGUACAAUCAUUCUGAUGUCGAUUUUGUAGUUAAGGUUGGAGACAGAAUUGCUCAGCUGGUCAUUGAGCUUAAUGCAACACCUGAAGUCGUGGAGGUUCAUCAGCCCUGAUUGACCACCCUUAGAGCUGCUUGUUAAUGGUUUCGUUAUCUCUCGAAUAAUGUUGUUUGGAACCUCUUGCAUUCUGUUAAUAAAGAAAUUACUCACUAUUUUCA
Molecule: messenger RNA, 550 nt
Organism: Coffea eugenioides
Lineage: Eukaryota; Viridiplantae; Streptophyta; Magnoliopsida; Gentianales; Rubiaceae
Product: deoxyuridine 5'-triphosphate nucleotidohydrolase-like
Exons: 3
Coding region: 27-446 (139 amino acids)
Biological process (GO): dUMP biosynthetic process; dUTP catabolic process
Molecular function (GO): dUTP diphosphatase activity; magnesium ion binding
Source: RefSeq, a predicted model, not a curated record